This is a messenger RNA of Triplophysa rosa, 3059 nucleotides long. It is a transcript of the gene gba3, whose product is annotated as cytosolic beta-glucosidase. The record is from RefSeq and is a predicted model, not a curated record. Gene Ontology annotation, biological process: carbohydrate metabolic process. Lineage: Eukaryota; Metazoa; Chordata; Actinopteri; Cypriniformes; Nemacheilidae. Bases 363 to 1802 code for a protein of 479 amino acids. The transcript has 5 exons. Gene Ontology annotation, molecular function: hydrolase activity, hydrolyzing O-glycosyl compounds.
AGAGUUAACAUUGAUUUACCUAAAACACAUCUUUCUUAUUAAAACAAAAGAAAUAUGUCACCAAUGAACACGAAACUUUGUUACCAUGUGCAAAACCAUCAGAUUUUCUGUAACUCGCUUAAAAAUCAUCCUCAAAUAGUUAAGUUACGCCCAUGUGGCGAGUCUGCAGCGAGUAGCACUCGAGUCUGCGCAUAGCUGUCAAGCUUGCGCGAUGACGUCACACGCAGGACGUGCCAGGCGUACAAUUCGGAAUUUGAGGCGGUGCUAUUCGAAAGUAAAAGCAGGGAAUAAGAGAACAUAAAUUACUCGCAAGCUUUACUAGUUCGUGAAUGCUGCGAAGCUUUCCUUACGUGCUUUAAAACAUGUCUGCUUUAGAUGUCAGCGCAUUUCCACGCGACUUUGCGUGGGGAGCUGCGACAGCUGCUUAUCAGAUUGAAGGUGGUUGGAAUAUGGAAGGUAAAGGGCCGAGCAUAUGGGACACGUUCUGUCAUGCUAAAGGAAAGGUGUUUGAAGACCAGACUGGAGAUGUAGCCUGCAACAGCUAUCAGCUCUGGCAAGAGGACCUGAAAUGUGUCCAACGGCUUGGACUUUCCCAUCAUCGCCUGUCCAUGUCCUGGUCACGGCUUCUUCCUGACGGAACCACAAGUCACGUGAAUCUGAAAGGUGUGGAGUAUUACAACAAAGUGAUCGAUGACUUGAUUGCUUGUAAUGUUACCCCCAUGGUCACGUUGUACCACUUCGACUUACCUCAGGCCCUACAGGACUGUGGUGGGUGGAAAUCAACGGAGAUCGCAGACAUCUUUGAAAGUUAUGCCAGGUUUUGCUUUCAGACUUACGGUGACAGAGUGAAGCUUUGGACCACUUUGAAUGAGCCCUAUAUUUGUGCCAAGCUAGGCCAUGAGGAUGGCAUCUUUGCUCCUGGGAUCAAAGAGCCAGGAACAUCAGCCUACUUGGCUGGCCAUAACAUGCUGCGGGCUCACACCAAGGCCUGGCAUUGCUAUAACUCGCAUUUCAGACAUUUGCAAGGAGGGAAAGUAUCCCUCAACCUAAACACCGAUUGGGCAGAACCGUUGGACCCUGGCUGUCUUCAAGAUGUUGCAGCCACGGAGAGAUACAUGGCAUUCUCUUUGGGAUGGUUUGCUUGUCCUGUGUUUUGCACAGGGGAUUACCCAGAAUCCAUGAGGGCCAAGAUCGAAGCGGGGAGCUUGGAAUUGGGAUACGGCCCACGGCUACCUCGGUUCUCGAAGGAUGAGCCGUCCCCUCUGGGCACAGCUGAUUUCUUCGCACUGAACUACUACACAACUCGAAAAGUGAAAGAUCUGAAGGGUGCUUGUAAGAGCGGCGAGCUCAGUUUUAUUAGAGACCAAAGUGCAGAAGCGGUUAUAGAUCCCUCGUGGCCCAUAAGUGGGGUCCAUUGGUUGGCUGUUGUGCCUGAUGGAUUGCGAAAGCUGUUAAAACAUAUAAAUGACACUUACACCAGUCUGCCCAUCUAUAUCACAGAAAGUGGCUUUUCGCAGAUAGGGCCGGUUCAAAUAGAAGAUGAUGACCGGUGCCAUUUUUAUCAGAAGACACUGCAAGAAGUAGGAAAAGCUGUCAGUCAAGAUGGAGUGAAUGUAAAGGGAUAUUUUGCCUGGUCUCUAUUGGAUAACUUUGAGUGGGCAGAUGGCUUCAGUGUGCGCUUUGGUCUGUUUCACGUGGAUUUCUCCACACCUGAACUGAAGCGGACAAUAUACCGUUCUGGUAGAGAGUAUGCUGCUGUGAUAUCCAAACAUCGCACCCAGACCAAAUCAAAGACGGUUUAGUGGGUUUUUUUUAAAAAACAAAUCAUUGUUUUAUCACCUGACGAUGCUGUCAUUGUUAGGCAAUCAUAUUGAUGUGAAAAGCAAAUCACUGCAUUCUUAAAUUUAAAGGGAUAGUUUGCCAAAAAAAAAAUGCAGAUCAGUCAUUUACAUAUUUUUUUUUAAUAAGAAUCUUUCAUUAUGAUUUUUCGUUGUAUUGUAAAAAGGAGAAAUGUUUAAGGAAAUAUCUUCAGAUUUUGAGUAGAUCAAUAACAAUGGAAACAUAAAUACAAUUGUUGUAGAUGGACUUCUUUUCCAUCAUCACAGAAGAAUGUCACAGGUAGAGAGUAGUGUCUCAAUGUAUUUUGUUGGUCUAUACUGCCCCUAUGUGGCCAAAAACUGUAUAGCUGGACCAGAAGUUUUAUAAUGGCUUGUAUAUUUUUUGGAAAUGUAUAACUGCAAAGAAAUGCAAAACAUGACUCCUACAGUGUCUGUAGGCAUUACUGAGACUUAUUUUUAGAUGCACAUGAAAAUGUGGAUGUAAAUAUAUUAUAAUCUCACAUCAGCCAAUGUAAUAUUCAUGCAGAAUUACACUUUAAGUCACUUGCACAUGUAAACUCUUUUGAGAUUGAGGUUAGCCGAACCUAAUGGAAGCCAUGAGAGGACAUGAAUGAAGAUAUGAGAGUGUGUUUUACUGUCAUUUUCACCUGCUUGUGUUCUACCGCUAAAGUUCAAUACCACAUAAAUCAUUAUUGGCCUCUCUAAAUUCAUAAAGUGAAAUAUAAGGCCACAAAUCUUUAAAAAGAGACACUUUAGAGGAGAAGGGGGCUCGUAAUCUUGUUUAUAGUGUUCUGGUUGUAGUAUUGAAACGUUAACGUUUCAGUUAUUAUUAUCUUGUGGAUUUUUCAAAGGGCAUAUGAGUGGUGUUUUCAGUUUUAAUUGUUCAAUUGUUCAGAACAUGAUUUAUUAAGGAGCACGGGAAGACCAACCGCAUGUUCCAGUCAGUUUUGAAAAUAAAUGAUGUUAUGCAGAAAGUUGCUUCUGACUGCGAAUUAGUCUAAUUUAUAUUAACAUCCCAUCACAUUCAAUGAUGGACAAUUGUACAGAUGACAAAUUAAUAGAGGCACAUUUUCGUUCGAAAAAACUUCACUUGUUACAUUUUGACAGACCUUAUGAAAUAUUCAGCAGCGAGGGAACUCAUUAGCCUAAUAUAAAUUAACUGAAUAAUUUAGCUGCUAAUUAACUAUUUCCAAAUGAAUUAUAUUCAAAAGUCAGAACUUU